ACUAUAAUUUGGUCUCCACUACUGUCUCAACGAUAUGGAGGGCCUACCUCAAGGAUUGAAACCACAGACACCAGCUGAGCCAAAUGCCGAACAAGAGGCACAGAGAGCGGCCCAGGAGGCCAUGCGGAGAGAUAUGAUUGCGACUAUUCUCGAUACUACAGCGCGUGAAAGGUUGUCUCGUAUCGCGCUGGUGAGCCCGGAACGGUCGCAGCAGAUCGAAGCUGUGUUGCUUCGGAUGGCACAGACGGGUCAACUUCGCGGAAAAGUGACUGAGUCGCAGCUGAUAGACCUCCUAGAACAGAUGGAAGAUGCGCAGUCCAAAACUAACACGAAGAAAACUACGAUCGUGUACCAACGGAGGCGGGAUUUCGAUGAUGAUGAUGAUUUUUAAUGCAUGUUGUCACUACGCAGGCCAUGUACCCUAUUAGCACCCGCCGAAGCACACUUUUGACGAGUUGCAUUGAAUAUUUGAGUGCUGAUGCUGUC
Pisolithus orientalis is the source of this 486-nucleotide messenger RNA. RefSeq names its product PDCD5-related protein. The record is from RefSeq and is a predicted model, not a curated record. Gene Ontology annotation, cellular component: nucleus; cytosol. Gene Ontology annotation, molecular function: DNA binding. Bases 35 to 391 code for a protein of 118 amino acids. Lineage: Eukaryota; Fungi; Basidiomycota; Agaricomycetes; Boletales; Pisolithaceae. The transcript is spliced from 4 exons.